GUACUGUCUGUGUAGGUGGUUGAAGAAGACUGACUGACUGACUGACUGGAGUGACUGGUUGUCAGAGGGACGGGAGUCGGCUGUCCAAUGGACUUUUGCUGCGGGAACUGCACGGUGUCUGGUGCGGUGUUGACGGCUUGAUGGGUAACAGCGGAGGUUCGGUUAUCUCGAGGUACCGGACAAGACCGCGUAGGCAGUGAUGGGCGCCAGGUAUCGGCAGCUAGGUAGGGUUCUGGUAGUGCUCCCUGUAGGACACCUCAAGCCGGGCAGUCGGGCGCAACACAACCGAGGCAAGCGGAAUCCGGCGACAAUGACGCAAGUGGAUUUGUUAGUGGUUAUAGUGUUGGCGGUAUGGGAAACAAUAUCCUCCUGCUGGCUUUGGCGUCUUGGAGGUUUGUCGCCAAAUUCACGCGCAAGUCAAAACAGCCCCCUCUAUGAAGAAAGAGAGAGAAAUACAACACCUCGAGAAGAAAGGAGGAAAAAACAAAAGCGCAGGAAAAUGUUUAGGUAGGUAGGUUGGCACCCGGGUUAUAGGGACGGGAAUGGAGACAUGGAGAGAGAGA
Messenger RNA from Neurospora hispaniola, 563 nucleotides. RefSeq lists its product as uncharacterized. The coding region runs from base 200 to 511 and encodes 103 amino acids. Lineage: Eukaryota; Fungi; Ascomycota; Sordariomycetes; Sordariales; Sordariaceae. The transcript has a single exon. The record is from RefSeq and is a predicted model, not a curated record.